UCGCUGGCAGGCCCUAAAUGCUUCCUUGGUUUAUAAAAGAAAUAGCAAUACUUAAACCAUGGAGGAAGCUUUAACUAACUGCACAUUUAUACAGGAACAUCGUUGGGGGAACUUGUGGCUCUAAGUUGCUGCACUAGAUGUCAAUAUGGAUCAAGAGCAACUAAGAAAACGAUUCAAGGCUGGAUUUCUGGCUGCUUCAAAGAACUUUGACGAAAAUGACUUAAAUGUUGAUUUGUCUGGCAAAUCUUUUAUGUUGAACGGAGCAAACACAGGCAUUGGGAAAAGGGUAACUAUGGAACUUGCUAAACGAGGUGGAACAGUCCAUAUGAUUUGCCAGCAUGCUGAUGAGAAAACGAGGAAAGAGAUUGUUGAGAAAACUGGGAACAUGAACAUACAUCUACACGUAUUGGAGCUAUCCAAGCCCAGAGAUGUCUACGACUUCGCAACAAAGUUCGCCGAGGGCUGGAAGGAGCUUCAUGUGUUGGUGAACAAUGCUGCAGACGUAGUAAAAACCAGAGACAUCACCGAGUAUGGUUUGGAAACAAACUUUGCAAUAAAUACCAUGGGGCCGUAUCUCCUUACGAAGACUCUGCUACCAACCAUCAACAGGACGCCUGGAUCACGAGUGGUCAUGGUUUCUACAGGCGGUGUCUACAAAGAAAAACUUAAUCUCUCCGACCUUAACAACGAACACAUGGAACCAUUCGAUGGGCACGAUUGCUAUACACGUAGCAAGCGUCAACAACUGAUCAUGAAUGAAACGUGGGCCAAGGAGUAUCCGAACGUGCACUUCUCGACAAUGCGUCCUGGGAUAGUGGAUACGCCCUUAUUGUACAAAUACCUACCGGUUGAAAGGAUUCAGAUAAUGCGUGCAAAUGACAUACUGCGCACACCGGAACAGGGUGCGGAUACCAUCGUGUGGCUGUGUGCCGCAGAGAAGGUCGCCCAACAACCAAAUGCGCAGUUUUAUUUGGAUCGUUCGGUCGUACCUGAACAUUUACCUGGACUGGACACGGACUCGUCAUUUGAAGAGAAACGGCAACUCAUGCGCUAUCUGGAAAAACUGGCUGAUGACGUCAGAAAGGAUGCAUAGGUCAAAGGUCAUUGCAGAAAAUGCCACAAUACAGAAACAUCUCUUCUCUGAGUUUUCAAAAUGAUUUUUUAAAAUAUAAUUUGGACAAUUACUUGGGGUGUAAUUUUGAUACUUAGUGAUCUCUUUCUCAAUUGGCUACAAUCAUUGAUAGCUUCAGUGAUACAACCCCCCCGGGGCGGCGAGUACGAUUCGCACAUGUUUUCUGUUGGAUGUCGUGCAUGCGCAAAAUAAAUCUGUCAAGUAUAAUAUAACUAUGACAUCCGUCUGAGACAGCUCUAGAUGAAAAACCGAACCGAAUCUUAGGUGAUUGUAAUGCCUCCUGCUGGCAUUUAGAGAGAGAGAGAUA
Asterias rubens (European starfish) is the source of this 1439-nucleotide messenger RNA. Its product is annotated as dehydrogenase/reductase SDR family member 12-like. The record is from RefSeq and is a predicted model, not a curated record. Lineage: Eukaryota; Metazoa; Echinodermata; Asteroidea; Forcipulatida; Asteriidae. Bases 146 to 1093 code for a protein of 315 amino acids. The transcript is spliced from 8 exons.